AUGGGUUCAACGAGCGAUCAUGCUUUCAACGUCUAUCGCGGCACAUUUAUUCAAUUGAGUCGCCUACCAGAGACGGGGUCCAAACCGGAACUGUGUCGAGAUCAAGGUGCAUUAUGGGUUUCAACAGCCGAUGGACGUAUCAAAGGUUGGGAUUGGCAAGCGCGCGAUGAUCAAAGCUUCGCCGAUUUAAUGACCCGCAGCGGAUGGGCCGACUUGGAUGCCGCUGAGCCCACGAGCGGUAACCCCAGGGCUUCCAGGAUAGGAGUGAGGGUGAUCACAGCAAACGAAGAAAAUAACGAAUUUUUCUUCCCAGGGUUCAUUGGUAGGUCCCUCGCAUUAACAAAACUACAAGCAGCCAAAACUCACCAGCGAUUAGACACCCACAUUCACGCCCCGCAAUACCCGAAUUCCGGGCUCUUCGGCUCCACGACUCUGCUAGAUUGGUUGGAAACGUAUACCUUCCCCGUAGAAUCCGGGUUCCGAGACCAACCCGAUCCAAAGCAAGGAUAUCAGAUCCAAUCCAAACCUCAAGACACCCCCGUUCCCGCACAACACAUCUAUAACCAAGUCAUCUCCCGCACUUUGUCCCACGGGACAACUUGUGCAUCUUACUUUGCAACAAUUCACAUCCCAGCAACAAACGCCCUCGCAGCACUCUGCCACGCGCGCGGUCAACGCGCUUUUAUAGGCAGAGUAUGCAUGGACGAGCCGAAGUUCUGUCCGAAGUACUAUUGUGACUUCUCCGCUGAUGACUCCGUAUCCGCAACCCGAGACACAAUCAACUUCAUACACGGACUCGAUCCAUCCGGCCGACUCGUUAAGCCCAUUGUGACUCCCCGGUUUGCGCCUACAUGCUCUGCACCCGCGCUUCAAGGCCUGGGCGAUUUGGCUGCGGAAUUCGAUCCGCCAUUGCACAUCCAGACCCACAUUGCGGAGAAUCUGAACGAGGUCGCGCUUGUUAAGGACUUGUUCCCCAAAGCGGACAGCUAUGCUGGUGUAUAUGAUAAGUUCAACCUGUUGACCCGUAAAACGAUUCUGGCGCACGCGGUUCAUCUAUCGGCCGAGGAGCGCAAGCUUGUUCGAGCGCGUGAUGCGAAGGUCUCACAUUGUCCGGCGUCAAACUCGGCACUUGGAUCUGGGAUUUGUCCAGUGAGAACUCUUCUCGAUGAAGGAAUUACCGUUGGAUUGGGCACCGACGUUAGUGGUGGGUAUAGUCCUAGUAUUCUUGAAGCGGCACGGCAGGCGUGUCUCGCCUCGAGGCUUUUGGGACACACGGCACAGUGGAAACACGAUCAUCCAAGCAUUGAUGAUGGACGGGAGAAGCUUUCUGUUGCGGAGAGUCUUUAUCUUGCGACUCGUGGAGGUGCCGCGGUUGUGGAUAUGGCGGAGGAUGUUGGUGGAUUUGAGAUGGGAAUGUUGUGGGAUGUGCAGUUGGUUCAGCUUGGUGGGGUCAAGAAGGCUGACAAGAGUCCCCUGGAAGAGCUCACUAAUGGGACGACCGAUCUUGUAGAAGCUGGUCCCAUUGGCAACGUUGAUAUAUUUGGAACGGAGACUUGGGAGGAGAAAAUCCAAAAGUGGGUCUGGAGCGGAGAUGAUCGGAAUGUCAAGGCUGUUUGGGUUGGAGGAAGGCUGGUUCAUACUAGAGCUUGA
Messenger RNA from Penicillium brevicompactum, 1650 nucleotides. RefSeq lists its product as uncharacterized. The coding region runs from base 1 to 1650 and encodes 549 amino acids. The transcript has a single exon. Gene Ontology annotation, biological process: guanine metabolic process. Lineage: Eukaryota; Fungi; Ascomycota; Eurotiomycetes; Eurotiales; Aspergillaceae. Gene Ontology annotation, cellular component: cytosol. The record is from RefSeq and is a predicted model, not a curated record. Gene Ontology annotation, molecular function: guanine deaminase activity; zinc ion binding.